GUCGCGCCGCACAAACAGGACGACCACGAUGGGUGCAUCGUCCGACCAAACCGUGGGCGCGAUCCUCCUCGCCAUCUCCGUGAGCAUGUUUGCGUACUACACGCUCUGGGUCAUCAUCACGCCCUUUGUCGACAAGGACCAUGUCGUGCAAGGCUUCUUCCCAGACCGCCAUUACGCAAUUGCAAUUCCUGCGAUCCUUCUCGUCAUCUUCUUGACGAUCUGCUCUACGUUCAUCGGUUUGGUCAUGAUCAAGUCGAAACACACCAAGGAAGAGUAGCUACAAAUGACGAGCGUCUUGCUUUCAAUCGUGCUGGCUACGAACUCGCCGCCUUCAAGUGACCUCUGCUGCAUCGCUGUCAGUGGUGGAUGCAUAUGAUGAUGUGUAUAGUAUUGACGGUCUCUAACAGGCUUAUUGCAAC
This is a messenger RNA of Saprolegnia diclina VS20, 419 nucleotides long. Its product is annotated as dolichyl-phosphate mannosyltransferase polypeptide 2, regulatory subunit. Gene Ontology annotation, cellular component: endoplasmic reticulum membrane; dolichol-phosphate-mannose synthase complex. Gene Ontology annotation, biological process: GPI anchor biosynthetic process. Bases 29 to 277 code for a protein of 82 amino acids. The transcript is spliced from 3 exons. The record is from RefSeq and is a predicted model, not a curated record. Lineage: Eukaryota; Oomycota; Saprolegniomycetes; Saprolegniales; Saprolegniaceae. Gene Ontology annotation, molecular function: enzyme regulator activity.